AUGUAUAACAUCGAAAGUCCUCCAGUGUCUGCCUGUGUCGAGGUAAAUUUAAAACGUAACAUACACAGCAUCUAUCUCUCUCUCUCUCUCUCUCUCUCUCUCUCUCUGCGCGCAAUUUAUUUUAAAAGAAAAAGGACACCUGACAGAGCAGUCUGCCGGCUACCCAUUCUUUUGGACUGGACGUGGACACAACGAGCGACACCAGACAGGAGUUGGCUUUGCCUGGUCACUAUACUGGCAGCUAGUUCAAAGAGGAUACACGCUCGCCUGAUUAGCGUUCGUCCCUCGCUCCCCAGGAAGACGUUCGCCACACUGAUCAGAACGUACGCCCCGACCAUGACUAACCUUGACGAGGUGAAAUACAGAUUUUACGAGGAUCUGAAGGACACCAUCUUGGCCGUGCCCAGGACAGACAAGCUUAUCAUUAUCGGUUAUUUAACGCCCGUAUGGACAGAGAUAUUAUGUUGUGGGAGGGAGAGAUGGGAAAACACGGCGUGGGCAAGUGUGAGAGCAACGGUUUUCUUCUGCUGGAGUCCUGCACUGCUCAUGGUCUUCUCAUCACCAACAGUCUUCCGUCUGCCCAAACGCAACAAGACACAGGCAUCUACUUGA
Acanthosepion pharaonis is the source of this 612-nucleotide messenger RNA. The record is from the annotation of a GenBank genome assembly. NCBI's taxonomy places the organism in Eukaryota, Metazoa, Mollusca, Cephalopoda, Sepiida, Sepiidae.